Molecule: messenger RNA, 3030 nt
Organism: Colletotrichum orchidophilum
Lineage: Eukaryota; Fungi; Ascomycota; Sordariomycetes; Glomerellales; Glomerellaceae
Exons: 6
Coding region: 1-3030 (1009 amino acids)
Biological process (GO): regulation of transcription by RNA polymerase II; DNA-templated transcription
Cellular component (GO): chromatin
Molecular function (GO): DNA-binding transcription factor activity, RNA polymerase II-specific; zinc ion binding; RNA polymerase II cis-regulatory region sequence-specific DNA binding
Source: RefSeq, a predicted model, not a curated record
AUGGCCAGCCUCCAGGAUAUCAUGAACGUGGACGAGGACCAACUCGAAUCCCACACUAUUAAGAACGACCAGGUCCCGGCUCCAUCAGGCAGACAUCAUCAACCCUACUUGGCACCAAGCGCAGUUUACAACACAGGUUAUGCGACUGGCGGAGAACAACCAGACCUUUCAAGCACACCACACGGCACGAAGCGGAGCUCAUCCUCCCGCACCACCAAAUCUAACACCACAGGCUCGUCGUCUUCGUCUGUCCGACCAGUCAACACUCGUCGAAGAAGCAACGUUAGCACCGACUCAAUGGAGCAACCAAACUACGGAUACGGCCACGCAGGGCCCUCCAGCGGCGGCCUUGAUCCCUCUGGCCAGCCCAUGAGACCCUUUGGCGGCGUGCCACCUGGAGGAGACGUUCCUGUCAAGUUGACUCCCAUCACCGGGCGGGUUAGUAGGGCAAAGAAAGGCAUGAAGGUUCAUACGUGCGACCACUGUCGUCCUCCAAAGACUUUUACACGCGCUGAGCAUCUACGACGGCACCAGCUUAGCCACGAAACUCCCCAGUAUGGAUGCUCAAUUCCGGGUUGCGAUAGGGCUUUCCACCGCAAGGACCUACUCGAGCGUCAUCAGCAACGACAUGAGCUCGAAGGAGACAAAGCAUCGAGAGGCAGAGGAGGAAGCCAAAGUCGUCGGACCUCAGCCGCCUCUCUAGACGCAGGAGUCCGCAGCAUGGGAUUGCAACCUCCCUUGCUUGGCUAUCCUACGAACGCAACAACGCCGAUCCACGGCCUCCCAAUUACAUCGAGUAUGUCGCAUCCUGGAACAUACCAGUCCAUGAGCGCGCCCGAUGUCAGCAAGUCUUUGUCUCCCCACAUGGGAAACGACAGCUAUCGCCCUUCAUCUGGUGGUCCUGGAUACAGCGGAGGCUACUCUCUGUCUGGCCAAUCACCACAACAACCCAUCCUACAACCUUCAAAUAGCGGCUUCAACACCCCUCCGUCGUUUUCCUCCAUCGAAUACCAACCUCGUACAACGCCCGAGUAUCGUCCGCUGUAUCUCCAGACUCAGGGGCUGGGACUGCAAAUGUCUCCAGAUGCACCGCCCGAGCUUUCACACGCUCAGGACCCCAUUGGCUGGCCAUCUUCAGCUUCCGACAGCACUUAUUCAACGCCUUCCGAUAAUUCUCGACGCGCAUUCUGGCCGACGGCAGCAAACGACUGGUCAAAUGGCCUCCUUUCGCCUUGCCCAGGGGGAUACGACGCCAUCGGAGCCACCGGCUCUAUGCUCUACCAAUACCCGACCUCCCCCCAGCUCAGCACUUCACAUAUGUAUCCGAUGCUCGGCGCUUCCAUACCUACCUACUCUGACGAGCAGACAUUCCGUGACCCUCAACAACAGCCACGGUUCCCCAAUACUGUUCGUAGCCUGACCCCGCCGGUGACGUCGGCAUCGGCUCAAAGUUGUGAAACUCUAGUCACCCCGUCGACGGCACUACCAUCGGACCGGAUGAUGAACUCACUUGCCUGUCUGGGCCGUCAGAAGGAGGUGGCGUUGGGCCUCCUGGCGGCCCCGGCCCUGAUGCAGGGCUCCUUGCCUAUGCCGAUCUGCAGAGCCAUUCCCGCCUACCUCGAUGUCUACUGGGAAAGGUUUCACCCCCAAUUCCCAAUCGUACACCGAAGGACUUUCGAGGACGCGGCGGAGCAGUUUGAAGUGCUUCGCUGCGCCAUGGCUGCAGUGGCGACUCAAUACAUGAGUGGUAAGGAGGAUCGCAUCAGGGGGGAUCAGCUGCAUGAAUAUGCCUGGCAACAAUCCAGACGUUUCCUCCAGUGGGAUGUAUCUGUCAUGCAAGCGAUUCUGCUAUGUGAGUACUUCGCGCGGUUCCGCGGCCGAAGAGCAGCCAUCAGGCCAUCGAAAGAAUUUGAGUCCGUGUACUCGAGGGUAUACGACAACGCAGACAACGCAGUCAUAUUUGGCGCCGUGCCUCGGACGGGAACCAAUACCGUCAGGUGGCAUACUUGGCUCGAUAUGGAAGCUCGCCGUCGUCUGCUCUCAGCGUGCUUCGUCCUGGAUAUCCAUAGCUCGGUUUACCUGGAUCAGCCAAGAGUCCGCAACUUCGAUAUGAACGAUGGCAUGCCACCCAAUAUCCCGCUCACCGGCCCAGCUCAGGAUCUCUGGGAUGCACCAAGCGCCGAUGCAUGGGCGGCGAUGGUCUCGUCCAAGGGAGACUCUCUGGAUGGUCAAACACUCCUAUCUCUGAUCAACCCAGACACCUUGUCGAGAACGACGGUCACCGCACACGCCCCCUUUGACCGCGCAGUGAUCCUAGCCUCCAAGGCACUAUUACUGCCGCGGCGUGGAGAAGCGGCGCAAAUUCCUUGUUCCAUAGAAAUAUUAGAGCCGCAGAUCUUCCGCAUGGCCAGCAUCUUCCCACACUGCCCCGUGGCCAACACCUACCUCGCCCUUCACCACACUCCUCUUCACGACCUGCUGGCCGUAUCAGGGGACAGUUGGAUCUUUAGUCAAAAGGUUCUGCAGUCCAAACACUUUGACGAGCACAAGAAGCGGCUCAGGGAGUGGACCGACUCGGGCAGCGCAACCAUCGCCCUGGUCUUUGCCUGCCGGGCUCUCCGCGCCUUCACCGAGCACGGCAACUCUGAAGAAGACUCGGACGACGAAGAGGACAUGGAUAUACGGGAGGUGGGCCGACCCCGGAUGUGGAAGGACGACAUCUCGGAUUACUGGGGUAUGUAUGUUUGCGCCCUCAUCUGCUGGGCCACCGGGCACCGCAUCAACGGCGGCGACGCAAGCCGCGGCGAAUCCGACAAUGACAGCGGGGCGCUUCAGUGGAUCCACACUAUGGCGAAUAUGGAAGCCAAGAGCGUCAUGGAGACGCCUUUGAAGAAGGAGGCUACAACGGUCGUGGCUCUCGUGAGGAGAUGGCUGGAGGUGGACUGCCUCGGCAAUCGCAGCCGGCUCUAUGUCGACGCGGUUGGCGUACUGAGUAAGUUGGCGGAGGGUUGCGCCUGGAAGUGGUUUUAG